This is a messenger RNA of Limulus polyphemus (Atlantic horseshoe crab), 2183 nucleotides long. Its product is annotated as guanine nucleotide-binding protein G(i) subunit alpha-like. Bases 337 to 1404 code for a protein of 355 amino acids. Gene Ontology annotation, biological process: adenylate cyclase-modulating G protein-coupled receptor signaling pathway. The transcript is spliced from 9 exons. Lineage: Eukaryota; Metazoa; Arthropoda; Merostomata; Xiphosura; Limulidae. Gene Ontology annotation, cellular component: heterotrimeric G-protein complex. The record is from RefSeq and is a predicted model, not a curated record. Gene Ontology annotation, molecular function: GTPase activity; G protein-coupled receptor binding; GTP binding.
GAGGGGUGUCCGAACUGCGAGUACUGGAGUGUAAAGAGAUGUGUUAGGUUUUAGUGCAGUCACUGAGAGUGCUAACUGUUGAAACUUAUGCUAGUAUGUAUAGUGUAAAGAUUUUUAUUAUUACUUUACUCUUCGCACAUAUAGUCUUCGACAAAUAUAGCAUAAAAAACAUGAUUCCCUGUGUUACAUCAAAAUAUUUUUAAGUGCUGUAAUCAUUGAACUUAGUCAUACAACAUUACAAGUUGCCGGCAACCGUUAGGACGUGUGGCGUUAGUUUCGACAGUGUGGUCUAAUAGUACUAUUAGUAACAGUAAUACGACUAGUCUUAACUGUAAUAUGGGGUGUGCAGUCAGUUCUCUAGCAGAUAAAGAGGCAAAUGAAAGAUCGAAAAAAAUAGACAAAGAUUUGCAAGAUGAUCGAGCAAAGCAAAAAAAAGAAGUCAAACUGCUUCUUUUGGGUGCUGGAGAGUCAGGAAAAAGCACAAUUGUUAAACAAAUGAAAAUUAUCCAUGAAUCUGGCUACUCUACAGAAGAAUGUCUACAAUACAGGCCUGUGGUGCAUAGCAACACCAUCCAAAGUCUGAUGGCCAUCAUAAGAGCUAUGGGUCAGUUAAAAAUUGAAUUUGGUGACCCCAUAAGAGUGGAUGAUGCUCGCCAGUUUUUCACAAUUGCUGGUGCUUCUCAGGAAGGAGAAUUAACUGGAGAACUGUCCUCUAUCAUGAAGAGGCUUUGGUUGGAUUCUGGAGUACAACAUUGUUUUUCUCGCUCUCGAGAAUACCAAUUAAAUGAUUCAGCUGCUUACUACCUUAAUGCUCUUGACAGAAUAUGUCAACCUAGCUAUAUUCCUACACAGCAAGAUGUUUUACGAACUAGGGUGAAAACAACUGGCAUUGUGGAAACCAAUUUUACAUUUAAGAAUUUCCAUUUCAAAAUGUUUGAUGUUGGGGGUCAAAGAUCUGAAAGGAAGAAAUGGAUACAUUGUUUUGAGGGUGUCACUGCCAUCAUAUUUUGUGUGGCUCUUAGUGGUUAUGAUCUGGUGCUCGCUGAAGAUGAAGAGAUGAACCGAAUGAUUGAAAGCAUGAAACUCUUUGACUCCAUUUGUAACAAUAAAUGGUUUGUUGACACAUCCAUCAUAUUGUUUUUGAAUAAGAAAGACUUAUUUGAGAAAAAAAUUACCAAGUCUCCCUUAACGAUUUGUUUUCCAGAAUAUACAGGUAACAACACCUAUGAAGAAGCUGCUGCAUACAUACAGAUGAAGUUUGAGAACUUGAACCGUAAAAAAGACACCAAGGACAUCUACACUCAUUUUACUUGUGCAACUGACACGAGCAACGUUCAGUUUGUGUUUGAUGCUGUUACUGAUGUUAUAAUCAAGAACAACUUGAAAGACUGUGGACUUUUCUGAAACGUUUGACUGUGUGACAUGAAGUCUUGGUGUUUGUGGAAAUCACCCUGUUACUGUGUUUACUUUAUUGCCAAUGUGGGGUUGUCAGCUUUGACGUCACUGAUGUUCAAAGCCUUUGGCCACAAAAAAGUGAAAUAUUUCUUGUGUCAAGACAGAGGAGCAAAAUGUGUCAUGUGGUUUUAAAGCUUUGUUUUAAGGGUCACAAGAUUUAAAACUGCCAAAUUCAGACUGUUUGGGUUCAAAUUCCAAUUAUUUUUUUAAUAUUGUAGUAGGACGUGAGCUGUUAAAAAGAAUGAUUCUAUUAUACUUUGUAAGGAAAAUGUUGGUGUAUUGUACAAAAGAUUUAAUUGUUCAGAUAAAUGUUCUGUUAUGGAUAUUAUUAAGCAUUUUGUCCUGUUGGCUGAAACUCUGAAGAAAAGAACAUGUUAGUUGAAUGUAUCUAAGACGAGGUAAAGUAUGUGUUCACACUUACUGUGAAACCUGAUUUGUUGCUGUUUUUGCUUUCAAAGCCCUCAGUUCACAUGUUUGCUCUGGUUGUGCCAGUAAAGUGUACUUGUCUAAUUGAAAUACAAUUUUUUUUAUGAAUCCAAAUACAACGUUGAUUACUUUUUUAUAAAUGUAUAUUUUGUGUGAAACAAGAUGUAAGAAUGUCCCAUGUCUAAAUGCAGCUUAUCUUGUAAAGAAACUACUGGACAUAAUUUUGUAAUGGUUACUUGUAAAUUAUGUAUGGUAAACUAUCGUCAGUUGAGCUUUUAAAUGAGGGGGGUGGGGCAUCUAGA